Morus notabilis is the source of this 1621-nucleotide messenger RNA. RefSeq names its product U-box domain-containing protein 1. NCBI's taxonomy places the organism in Eukaryota, Viridiplantae, Streptophyta, Magnoliopsida, Rosales, Moraceae. The record is from RefSeq and is a predicted model, not a curated record. The transcript is spliced from 2 exons. Bases 51 to 1406 code for a protein of 451 amino acids.
UUUCAACACCUCUCUCUCUCUAUCUCUCUUUCUCUCUCAAGAACGUCAACAUGUCUCAGUCUCACUCAUCGUCAUGUUUUUCUUCUUCUUCUUCUUCUCCUAUAUGGUUGUACUCUUACAUAAAGCUCCGAUUCUUCAACCGCAUCCGACGGUUCCUGCGCUCCAAAGCUGGCCGCAAGCGAUACACGCCGUCCGAUCAUGAUCAUCAUCAACUGGCAAUCAAAGACUGCAGCCGCGACGACGCCGUUGAAGUAGUACAGGGCGACGUACUUCAGGCUAUGGAGACUACAAAAGUUGACUGUUGUCGCGGUGGCGGUGAUGACGUGGCGGCGGGGCUACAGAGGGCGGUGAAGAGGCUUCACUUUGGGAGCGGGGAAGAGAAGGAGAUGGCGGCUAAGGAGAUUCAGAGUUUGGCCAAAGAGGACGUCAAGUUGAGGAAGUUGGUGGCGGAGCUCGGUGUUAUUCCGGUUUUGGUCACCAUGGCCUCGUCGGAGGUGGCUCACCGCCGCCGAGUCGCGGUGGCGGCUUUGAUUGAGCUUGCUAAUGGAACUUACACGAACAAAGCCAUUAUGCUGGAGUCAGGAAUUCUAUCAAAACUACCAAAGAACACCAACCUUCUAGAUGAGCCAACCAAGCUUGAAUUCUCACAACUUCUCUUGACAUUGUCUUCACUAGCAAACACACCUUUCCCUCUAGCCCCCUCAGAAAUUGUCCCAUUUAUUAUCAACAUACUUGAGUCAACCACUUCAAGUAUUGACACAAAACAAUCAUGUUUAGGCACUUUGUACAACCUCUCCAUAGUCUUGGAAAAUGCCGGGCCUUUGGUCUCUAACGGAGUAGUCGACACAUUUUUAAAACUUUGCUCGACAAAGGAACUUUCGGAAAAAGCCCUCGCGACCCUAGGGAAUUUGGUGGUGACCCUAAUGGGAAAAAAUGCCAUGGAAAACGGUCCAAUGGUGCCGGAAAGUUUGAUAGAGAUAUUGACAUGGGAAGACAAGCCUAAAUGCCAAGAGUUAUCCGCUUAUAUUUUAAUGAUUUUGGCUCAUCAAAGCUCCGCUCAAAGGGAGAAGAUGUCCAAGUUAGGGAUUGUGGCCGUGCUUUUGGAAGUUGCUCUAUUGGGAAGUCCUCUAGCCCAAAAAAGGGCCCUAAAAUUGUUGCAGUUGUUUAGUGAUGAGAGGCAAGCCAAAAUGGGCCCGCAUUCUGGGCCGCAAACGGGAAGGAUUGGAAUGGGCUCGCCUGUGAAUCAAAGGGCGAGCCAAGAAGGGAAGAAGAUGAUGAAGAGUUUGGUUAAACAGAGUUUGCAUAAGAAUAUGGAGAUGAUAACAAGGCGAGCCGAUGCAGCUGGGGAGUCUUCUAAGCUCAAGGCCUUGGUGAUCAGCACAAGCUCUAAAAGCUUGCCUUAUUGAAGAUACACACAAAUUUUUUUGUCAUAAUUUUUUUGUUCUUCUUUGGGUUCAAUUUGUUUUGUUUUUUAUGUUUUUUAAGAUGUGCAUUGGAAAAAUGCUAUUCUUUUAGUGUAGCAUGUGAUGUGGUAUGGGGAAUGGGGAUAACUGUGGACAAGGAUGAUUUUCCAGAGAGGGCGCAGAUGUCCUCCUCCAAAUAGAAAUGCAUUUCUUGUGCA